This is a messenger RNA of Paramecium sonneborni, 1530 nucleotides long. Lineage: Eukaryota; Ciliophora; Oligohymenophorea; Peniculida; Parameciidae. The record is from the annotation of a GenBank genome assembly.
AUGUCUUACCAAAUCGAAAAUUGCUCAAUUCAUAAUCUUGAUAAAUUAUACAUCAAUUUAGAAAAAAACACCCAAAAUUACAUGAAAAUAGAAUGCAUCUAAUGUAUUUAAAAGGAAUCAAUCAGCAUAGAAGAAAUAUUAAUGAAAUUUAAAUAAUUGUCUGCUGUGUAAUCUAAAAUUAGUUAGCAACAAGAUAUUUAUCCUCUGCUCAAAACUAUAGUUUAGUAGUCAAAUUUUGUGCUAAAAUCAUUUUAACAAUUGCAUUAAACAAUCUCAGAAUAUCGAGAUUAAUGGUUAAAAAUUUAUCAAUAGCAUUAAGUUAUAUAGAAAUUUUCUAAAUCUAAUUUUUAUAAUCAAGAGGAUUUAAGUUAAAUUGCAUAAAUAACCUUGAAUUCAAAUGAUAUUAAUGUACCAAAUUUUGUAUAAGAUUAAUUUGAAAAUUUUCAAAAACUAACAAGUAAACUACAAAAAAUUGAGUAAAUCUUAAAUUCUAAUCCUAUUUUUUUUAAAGAAAACCCUUAAAUAUCAAUAAAUAAUGAAAACGAACAAAAAAUAUAAUAAAUUCAGAAAGAUUAUUCUGCCUAAUAGAUAGACUUCUAAGAAUUGUCAUAAUUCUAAACAAAUAUUAUUGUUUAUGCAAUAGCAUUUAGUUUUGACAAUUAAAAAAUAGUAAUAGGGGGUGGUAAUUAAAAUCAAGGUGAAAAUAAAAAUUUAAUGGUAUUGGGCUUAAGUGGUGAUAAUAAACUAAAGAGUGAAACUAUUUUGCUUGGACAUUCAAAAAGAGUUACAGCAAUAUCUUAUAGUAAAAAUGAUCAUUUUUUUGUUUCUGGUAGCUUAGAUAGUACUUUAAGAUUAUGGAAAUUUGAUAUAAAAAAUAAAGAUUGGGAAUGCAUAAAAUAGUUGAAUAAGCACACUUCAACAGUAUUAGGAGUAGUUAUUAGUAAUAGAGAUUAGUAAAUAAUAUCAUGUGGACAUGAUUCAAAAAUAAUUAUUUGGAAAUACAUUAAUAAUGAUUGGUAAGAUUCUCAAUUAUUUUCUGAUCAUAUUGCUGCAGUUAAUAGUAUAAGUUUUUCAGAAGAUAAUUAUUUAUUAGCAUCAGGAAGUGAAGAUAGUAAAGUAUACAUUUGGAGAAAUGAAAAUUAAUUGUUUCAUAAGAUUGAUCAAAUAGAUGUUCCUUGUUAAAGCUAUAUUUAUUCUGUUCAAUUUAUAAAAUAAAAUUCUCUUAUUGUAGGUACAUAUGAUGGUAACAUUUCUAUUUGGAAAAAUAAUUAAAAUUAAAAUAGAUAUGAAAUAUGUUUUGAAAAUAAUCUUAAAUUUGGUUACAUCAAAAAAAUAGUUUACAAUUAUAACUCAUAAUUGCUCAUUACAAAAUGUGAGCAUAGAACUGUUAUUUGGAGAAUAAUCAACAAUGAAAAAAUUGAAAAAAUUAAAGACUAUGAAGGGGAAUACCUAGGAAUAGGUUUAUCUUAAGGCCCAUCUAUUAUUGCGAUGUUUAAUUGCCAAAAAAAAGAGCUUCAAUUACUUUAAUGA